AGCUGCAGAAAACACAAUAUUAUUGCAUUUAAAACCAGCCUUUUUCUUACAUAGCGGCCUUUCCACAGGUAAGAGGCAUUUAUUACCGCGUACGUAUGCGAGAGUCAUGACAGAGCGUCACGCUGCCGGAGAAGCAGGAAGGAAGUUGCCAUAAGCCACUAGCUAGCGAGCGGCUAAUAUAGCUCGCUGUAGUCCGGAGCUCCAUUCAGGGUUCAGGUGUGUAUGCCUCAUGGGGCACUGAUGUGAGGAGCAGCGGAUGAAGGCGUACACAGUAGUAGAAUGGAUGGACAGACUCACAAGAUUCAGUUUGUGUCAGCAGACAACAGCAUGGCUUUAGGACAUCGAAUCCAGAUCGUAACGGAUCAGCAGACGGGGCAGAAGAUCCAAAUUGUCACAGCACUUGAGCCGUCCUCCCCCGGGAAGCAACAGUUUAUCUUGGCGAAUGCCGACUACUCCACAGGCGGGAAGGUGAUUCUGGCCAAGCAGCAGGGUUCUCCCAACAAGGUGAUCCUCGCCUCUUCUGACGGCUCCGGGGUCAACCAGCUGCUUUUUGCGUCCCCUGAACUGGCAGGACAGCAGAUCCAGUUUGUGACUGAAGGCUCGGACCAGUCUAUCGUCAAGCCCGUGGUAGAGUACUGUGUUGUCUGCGGGGACAAGGCGUCAGGGCGUCAUUAUGGAGCCGUCAGCUGCGAAGGCUGCAAGGGCUUCUUCAAGCGUAGCAUAAGAAAGAACCUGGUGUAUACGUGCAGGGGCUCCGGGGAAUGUGCCAUUAACAAACUACACCGGAACCGCUGCCAGUACUGCCGACUACAGCGCUGUAUAGCUCUUGGCAUGAAGCAGGACUCUGUGCAGUGCGAACGGAAACCCGUUGAAGUCGCCACCAGAGAGAAAUCGGUGAAUUGCGCGGCCUCCACAGAAAAGAUCUACAUCCGAAAGAACCUUUGUAGUCCCCUGGCUGCCACGCCCACUUUUGUGUCUGAGAAGGAAACUGCUCGAUCCACAAGUAUGCUUGAGUCUAGCAUGUUGCUCAACAUCCAGCAGCCCUUCCCUAAGCUGGAAAACACCAUCCUGAUUCCAGCCUCUCCUGAUAAGGAUGAUCUAUCCCAAGGAGAUCUUGGGACACUGGCAAACGUGGUGACGUCACUUGCCCACCUUAACAAGACCAGGGAGCUGAGUGAGAGCGGGAACGACGCGAUGGAAGCUGAAACGGUCAGCAACGGCGACGACUCAAUGACAGACGUCCGAGGAGACGAUCAAACUGCAAGCGAUAUCACUAGAGCUUUUGACACGCUGGCCAAAGUCCUACACCCCGAUGAUGGCUCGGUAGCGGAGUCUUUAGAAACCACGAUGCAGCUGAUGUCAGGGGACCAGUCGGGCCCUGUGCUGGAGCUGGAUGGGCCUCUGCUUUCUGAGAGCCAUAUCCCUUUCAAGCUUAUGAUGCCAUUGCCUGUACCGGAGUACCUCAAUGUCAACUACAUCUGUGAGUCGGCGUCCCGGCUACUUUUUCUCUCUAUGCACUGGGCACGCUCCAUACCUGCCUUUCAAGCCUUGGGGGGUGAAGACAAUGACAUUAACUUGAUGAAAGCCUGCUGGAAUGAACUGUUUGCCCUGGGCCUGGCACAGUGCUCCAACGUUAUGAAUGUUGGUACCAUCCUAAGUGCUAUUAUCAACCAUCUGCAGACCAGCUUACAGGAAGAGAAGCUGUCCCCAGACAGAGGAAAAGUAGUAAUGGAGCACAUCUGGAGGAUGCAGGAGUUCUGUAACAGCAUGUCCAAGUUGGCUCCAGACUCUUAUGAAUACGCCUACCUCAAAGCUAUUGCCCUCUUUAGCCCUGAUCACCCUGGCAUUGAUAACAUCCAGCAGAUUGAGAUGUUCCAGGAAAAGGCCUACACGGAGCUGCAGGACUACGUUACAAGGACAUACCCAGAAGAUUCUUAUCGGUUAUCCAAGCUGUUGGUGCGUCUUCCGGCCCUCAGGCUAAUAAGCGCAGCUGUCACGGAGGAGCUGUUUUUCGCCGGGCUCAUCGGCAACGUGCAGAUUGACAGCAUCAUCCCUUACAUCCUCAAAAUGGAGUCCACUGAUUAUAACAGCCAAACAGUCUCUGGUGUCUGACAAACUGUGCCAUUUCUUUUUCUUUUUUACACCCCCCCUUAAAAGCAAUAUUUGGAUUACGAAAGGUCGACAAAGCAUUCAGAGAACUGAUCAAUCCGGUUUUUGAAUGAGCAUAACAAACUAGAUCCAUGACUCAUGAUCCGUUUUAAACUGUUUUCUCUCUUAGCUUCUCUCCUCCUCCUGCCUUCUCUGUCAGCCGAGCUCAGCUCGCUAAUAGGACAACCUCCAGAAGCAUUGAGAAUUCAAUUCUUAAGGCCUGCAUAGCAGAUUUAGCUUUUUAUUGUAUAGUAUUUUAUGCUUCAUACCCUUUAAGCCUGUGUUUUUCUGAAAAACUCAUUUGUAUUUUUGAAUAACUCAGUAUGUUUUCUUUUUGUUUUUUUUGUAUUCAUUACUUCUCUGACAUGGCCAUACUUUUUUUCUUAUGUUCGCGUUAUUAUGAGAAAAGAAAAUGUGAAAUGAAUUAGUGAGACGCUAUCAUUAAAGGUUACCACCUUUAUGGCUUAUUAGUUUGCUAAUCCAACAGAUUGGCAGCAUCACAUGUGUAAUACUUGUCAUCAAGUGGAUCUGAAGUAACUGUAUAUAUAUUUAUAUAUAAAAAGGCACCAAAAAAAAAAAAGCUAUACACGCAGCAUUUGGUAAUUUGUGUAUUCUGUCAUUUUGGACAAAGAAAUGUUGGACAGAGAUGGUCAUGUCAUUUGAAAUAAAAACCUCUUUCAGUCA
Fundulus heteroclitus (mummichog) is the source of this 2832-nucleotide messenger RNA. RefSeq names its product nuclear receptor subfamily 2, group C, member 1 (gene nr2c1). The transcript has 14 exons. The record is from RefSeq and is a predicted model, not a curated record. The coding region runs from base 280 to 2112 and encodes 610 amino acids. Gene Ontology annotation, molecular function: zinc ion binding; nuclear receptor activity; RNA polymerase II cis-regulatory region sequence-specific DNA binding. Gene Ontology annotation, biological process: cell differentiation; anatomical structure development; negative regulation of transcription by RNA polymerase II. Lineage: Eukaryota; Metazoa; Chordata; Actinopteri; Cyprinodontiformes; Fundulidae.